CUCCUCUCCCAAAUACAUCCACACAUUCGAUUGCCAUUAUCUUAUCCGUCAGAUAAGAGGUGAUCGUGCUCCUCUCACCUCAAUCCUAUCAGUAUCUCACCCUUCUUCUCCACCAAUCACAACACAAACAAAACACCCUCAUUUCAUUUCACUAACCACAGUCACACUACUUUCUUCUUCUUCUUCUUCUUUCCUUCUUUCCACUCCAACAAUGGCGUCUCUACAACACACCACCGCUUCACUCCGCUCCAAACACAUCCCCAAAACCACAAACACCCUCACCCGAAAACCCAUCCUCAACCUCUCCCUUCCCACCUUCAUCUCCCCCAAACUCAAACUCUCCCUCACCAAAACCCGCCGCUCCACCGGCGGAGUCCUCGGAGUCAGAAUGUCCUCCCCCGUCGCCGCCAGCUACGCAGCCGCCUUAGCCGACUUAGCAAAAUCCAACAACAGCCUCGACGCCACAACCGCAGACAUCGAGAAAAUCGAAGAACUUUUCUCUGACCCCAAGGUGCUCGACUAUUUCUCCAGCCCAAUAGUCGAAGACUCCACCAAAACCAAACUCUUAACAGAGUUCGCCACCACAUCAGGCCUCUCACCACACACACAAAACUUCCUUAACAUCCUGAUCGAAUCCAAGAGGAUCGACAUCGUCCUCGACAUUGCUAAGGAAUUUGAACUUGUGUUCAAUACUCUAACUGAUACCGUGCCUGUGGUUGUGACUUCCGUUGUGAAGCUGGAGUCGGAGCAUUUGGCUCAGAUUGCAAAACAGAUUCAGAAGCUUACUGGGGCUAAGAAAGUGAGGACUAAAACCGUUCUUGAUCCAAGUUUGGUGGCUGGUUUUACUGUCAGUUAUGGGAAUUCUGGCUCUAAGUUUAUUGAUAUGAGUGUUAAGAAGAAACUUGAGGAAAUUGCUGCUCAACUUGAUUUGGGUGAUAUCAAACUUGCUGCAUGAGCAUUCUUUGUGCUUCCUGUCAAUUUGGUUUACUCAAAUUGUAAUUUUUUUUGGGUUAUAACUAUAUUUAUGUAUCUAUGUAUGAAUCCUCAAGUGUGUACAACUUUCUUACAAAAAUAAUAUUAAUCUGCCUUCAUUUUUCUUAUAUAAA
Molecule: messenger RNA, 1106 nt
Organism: Vicia villosa (hairy vetch)
Lineage: Eukaryota; Viridiplantae; Streptophyta; Magnoliopsida; Fabales; Fabaceae
Product: ATP synthase delta chain, chloroplastic
Exons: 1
Coding region: 212-955 (247 amino acids)
Biological process (GO): photosynthetic electron transport in photosystem II; proton motive force-driven ATP synthesis; photosynthetic electron transport in photosystem I
Cellular component (GO): chloroplast thylakoid membrane
Molecular function (GO): proton-transporting ATP synthase activity, rotational mechanism
Source: RefSeq, a predicted model, not a curated record